Insectozyma verbasci is the source of this 1074-nucleotide messenger RNA. NCBI's taxonomy places the organism in Eukaryota, Fungi, Ascomycota, Pichiomycetes, Serinales, Debaryomycetaceae. The record is from the annotation of a GenBank genome assembly.
AUGAUAUUUAAAUUUAUAUUACUAUUAACUAUAAUAUGUACUAUACUAGCUAUUAUUAUACUAUUUGGUGAUUCACCAAGUUUAAGAAAUACUAUUAUACAGAAAUUUAGAAUAAGACUACUACAAUUGUCUGGUAAAUUAUUCACUGGUUAUGAAAAACUAGAUAAGAGAUUGGAUGGAAGGUUACUUUAUUAUUUGAAUUGGUUGGUACCCAUUGGUUAUAUCAUUGUCAUUACUACUUGUUUUCAUUUCUUCUUUAUGUUUAGUUAUCCAUUACUUGAUCCAAGUUAUUUGACUCAAUUUGCUAUAUUUUCAAUCAUUUUAUCAGUUUACAUUUCUACAUUUUUAACUAUUUUUACCAACCCAGGAGAAACAAAAGAUGAAAAAUUAAUGAAAACUUAUCCUUAUCAUCCUAAUAGUCUUAUAUUUUUUAAUGGUCAAGUAUGUCAUACUUGUAAUUUAGUCAAACCAGCACGUUCAAAACAUUGUUCAGUUUGUAAUUCAUGUUUUUUAUUAUUUGAUCAUCAUUGUAUCUGGGUAAACAAUUGCAUUGGAUUAAGAAAUUAUAAAUUUUUCCUAAUGUUUUUAUUUACCAACAUUGCAAUGUUAACAUAUGGAGGUUAUAUAUGUUUUAAUAUAUUAUAUUCACAAACUAGUAUCAGUCAUUUUUGGAAUUUGAUAACUAGAACAGAUGAAGCUAAUAAAGUGACUGGUACUUUUUUAUUACUUUGUUGCAUAUUUACAUUACUUGCUUCUGCAUUCACUAUUUUAAAUUUAAGGUAUAUCUAUCUUGGAGUAACAACUAAUGAAGUUUCAAAAUGGGAAAAUAUAAAUUAUUUAAUUGAUUUAGGAUUAUUAAAUAAGAUUAGUCGAUCGAUUGAUAAUGAGCAAUAUGCUGAGGAGUUUAAUUUGAAAGGGGAGAUUAUAUAUAUUAGUUUAAAAGAUGAUAGAAUAUUAAUUGAUAAGAAUAAUCGACAUGAGUAUGAUAUACAGAAAGUUGAGUCUAUUGAAGAGAUUGAUAAUGUUUAUGAUAAUGGAUUUUGGAAUAAUUUAAAAGAGAGGAUAUUUAUAUAG